This is a messenger RNA of Telopea speciosissima, 2743 nucleotides long. RefSeq names its product golgin candidate 3-like. Bases 225 to 2549 code for a protein of 774 amino acids. Lineage: Eukaryota; Viridiplantae; Streptophyta; Magnoliopsida; Proteales; Proteaceae. Gene Ontology annotation, cellular component: Golgi apparatus. The record is from RefSeq and is a predicted model, not a curated record. Gene Ontology annotation, molecular function: small GTPase binding. Gene Ontology annotation, biological process: Golgi organization; endoplasmic reticulum to Golgi vesicle-mediated transport. The transcript has 15 exons.
GCAUAGGAAGCUUUUCUCCCCCACUUUCAGAUCUACCAAAAUUUGAAGACUAGAACCCCAAAAAUAUCCAAUCUCCUCUCCAGGUUCGCACUUCAUUCUGUUUAUAAAUUUGUUCAGUUAAUUCUAUGGAUCUCUGGUAGAUUUAGAGGGAUUCAUUUUAGCGGGAUUAAUUGCUGAAGAACUGCUGUUUCCUCUGAAGUUUGGAUUGGAAAAGGAUUUUAUCGAUGUGGAGUUCGAUUGCCAAUUUGAAAGAAAACCUCAAUCAGAUGGCACUAGAUGUCCAGGAUGCAGCAGAAGAGCUCGAGAUCUAUCGAACCAGUACUGGAGAAGAUCCGUCUCUCUCCGACCGACGUAUUUCUCAUCGAUUCGCUCAAUCCAAAUCACCCAUGCGCUCGCCGAUCCCUAAUGGAGUUGAUUCUGGCUUUCAGGACGAGAUUGAAAAAUUCAGAGUGGAAAUUCAGAGGCUUCAGGCAUCUGAGGCUGAAAUUAAGGCAUUGUCUGUCAACUAUGCGGCUUUGUUGAAGGAGAAAGAGGAGCAACUUUCCAGAUUACAGGAAGAAAAUGGUUCAUUGAGACAGACUGUGGAAGCAACAAAUACUGGGCAGUAUGUAUCUAGAAAUGGAAGUCCCAAGAUGCUGACUAGUAAUCCAAAUGUACUCAAGGGGAUCGACGACCAAUCACCCGGCAGGCAGUACAGGAUUACAACUCAAGCAAACAGUCGUUCUACUGGUAACCGGACACACAAAGGCACUGCCUUUACACAGGAAUCUGUAAGCAAUGGGAGUGCGCAGGUUCUUCAGUCCAAUGGAAUCGAAUAUGAAAAGGAGCUUGCAGAUUUGCUGGAAGAGAAGAGCAGAUCCUUGACAAUAAUGCAAGCCAAUCAUGAGUCAGAGAUUAAACAAUUGCGGAUGGAACUUGGUAAAGAACAUGAUAAUCUAGCAAAGAUACAAUUAAAAUUAGAAGAGGAGCACAAGCUGAAUGAAUCUUUUCAGAAGGAAGUCCAAAAUUUUAAGAUGGACAAGGACAAAAAUUCUAUGGAGAUGAAAGAGCUCCGCAAUGAAUUGAGUGCAAAAAUUUCAGAAAUAAGACGACUGCAACUGGAGCUGAACAGAAGUGACAAAGAAGUGGAUGAAACUGCUGAGAGUUUGAAAAGAGAAAUAGCAGCCCUGCAGAAGGAAAACAUCAAUCUUAAGCUAAAGAAGGAUGAACUUGAGGCUGCCCUGAAAACGAGUGGAAAGUCUUCACCUGAUAAAAAAUUUACAGAUGAUCCAGACUCUUCAAACAAGCAUUCAAAUAAUUUGGAUCAGCUACAGUCAUCUGGACAUUUUCCUGGAAAAGAAGAAAUGGAGCUGUCCUUACAGAAGUUUGAGACAGAUUUGAAGGAAGUCCGCCGAGAAAGGGAUAAAGCAUUGCAAGAAUUGACCAGACUGAAGCAGCACUUGUUAGAUAAGGAACUUGAAGAGUCGGAGAAAAUGGACGAGGAUAGUAAAAUCAUUGAAGAGCUUCGAGCAAAUUCUGAAUAUCAAAGAGCUCAAAUUUUGCAUUUGGAGAACACUCUGAAGCAAGCAAUGACAAGUCAGGAGGAGGGUAAGAAGAUAAACAAUAAUGAACAUCAAAAGGCGAAGGAAACAAUAAGUGACCUGAAACAAAAACUUGCAAGCUAUAUGAACACUAUUGAUGCCAAAAAUGUUGAACUUUCGAAUCUUCAGACAGCUCUUGGCCAAUACUAUGCUGAAAGUGAGGCUAAGGAUCGUCUAGAAAGAGAUUUAGCCCUAGCAAGAGAAGAAUCUGCCAAACGUUCUGAAUUGUUGAAGGAUGCAAAUCAACGGGUGGAGAUAUCAAGGCAGGAAAAGGAAGAUAUAGUGGCUAAGCUUUCACAAGCAGAAAGGAUGAUAUCUGAAGGUAAACGGACAGUACAAAAGCUUGAGGAAGACAAUAUAAAAUUACGCCGUGCUCUUGAGCAGAGCAUGACUAGACUUAACAGGAUGUCGUUGGAUUCAGAUUACUUUGUUGACAGGCGUAUUGUGAUCAAAUUACUUGUGACCUACUUCCAGAGAAACCACAGCAAAGAGGUUCUUGAUCUUAUGGUUAGAAUGUUGGGAUUCUCUGAGGAAGACAAACAGAGAAUAGGUGUUGCUCAUCAAGGUGCAGGGAAAGGUGUUGUUCGAGGAGUCUUGGGCCUACCUGGGCGUCUAGUUGGUGGCUUCUUGGGAGGAGGCUCACCUGAAUUACAUAGUCAUGUGCCAUCGGAAAACCAGUCCUUUGCAGAUCUGUGGGUUGAUUUUCUUCUCAAAGAGACUGAAGAAAGAGAGAGAAGGGAAGCUGCAGAAGCCACUGCGGUAUCCAAGGAUAGUCCAUGGGGUAGAAGCCCAAGCAGCACGGGGUCAACUGGUGCAGUGCCUGAUCAUAGAACAAGCACAGCUAGUGCUGCUUCUGGUUUCUCUAGUACAUCUCGGUUAAACAUGCUGCAACAUGAACACUCCGAGACAGAGUUCUCAACAGUUCCCCUUACAUCAUCGGUUUCAUUACCUUUAGAAAAAGGUUUCUGAAUCUCAAGGUUUCUUCCAAGGUACUGAAAUGAUGUGGAGGCUUGUAAUUAGGUAAAGGUAUAGAUUCUUUUUGUAUUUUCUGUAGUUUUCUCAAUCAAUUCUUUAAUCCAUUUGUUCAAAUGCAGAGGUUGUUCAGCGUCACUGUAUAGACCAUUCUCCAAAGGAAUGCAAUACUGAAUAUCACCUUAUGUGAC